Suillus subalutaceus is the source of this 2210-nucleotide messenger RNA. RefSeq lists its product as uncharacterized. Bases 49 to 2004 code for a protein of 651 amino acids. Gene Ontology annotation, molecular function: acetyl-CoA synthetase activity; AMP binding. NCBI's taxonomy places the organism in Eukaryota, Fungi, Basidiomycota, Agaricomycetes, Boletales, Suillaceae. The transcript has 10 exons. Gene Ontology annotation, cellular component: cytosol. The record is from RefSeq and is a predicted model, not a curated record.
GGCGACUUAGAUAGAUCAAUCGACCGCCAUCAACUCCCGCCCAUCAUCAUGUCUGAAGAUACUGUUCCAAUUCAUCCCGUUGCUCCCCGCCUCAAGGCUGGCAUAAAAGUUCCUCACGUCGGUCCCGAUCUUGCAGCAUACAAGUCUUCCCAUGCGGUAACCCUCGGCCACGAGUCUGAUGCUUGGUGGAGAAAGGCUAGUUCGCGAUUCACUUUUUUUCAUAUGGCCCAUGAUACGUUGCACUGGGACCGUCCAUUCAAGACUGUGCGUGCCGGUGGUUUUGAAACCGGUGAUAUCGUCUGGUUCCCAGAGGGCGGUCUCAAUGCAUCUUACAACUGUGUCGAUCGCUGGGCAUUUAAACACCCAAACAAAACCGCCAUUAUCUACGAGGCGGAUGAACCCGAGGAUGGCUGCCUCGUCACUUAUGCGGAGCUGCUCCGCGAGGUCUGCUCUAUCGCAAACGUCCUCAAAGCUCUUGGUGUAAAGAAGGGCGAUACCGUUUCUGUAUAUCUACCAAUGACCUGGCAAUCCGUUGCUGCUUUCCUCGCUUGCGCUCGGAUCGGUGCUGUCCACUCUGUAGUCUUCGCUGGAUUUAGCGCAGAAUCUCUUCGUGAUCGUGUUCAAGACUGCAAGUCGCGUGUUGUCCUUACCAGUGACGAGGGCAGGCGUGGUGGCAAGUCAAUCGCAACCAAAGCAAUCGUUGACGCUGCUCUCAAGGAAUGCCCUGCCGUUGAACAUGUCCUUGUUCUCAGGCGCACCGGUGGCCAGGUCCCAUGGGUCGAUGGUAGGGACAAGUGGUGGCACGAGGAGACUGCCAAAGUCCCUAAUUACUGCCCACCCGAGAUCAUGUCAUCAGAAGACCCGCUCUUUAUUCUCUACACUUCUGGAUCCACAGGAAAACCCAAGGGUGUCGUUCAUACCACUGGCGGGUACCUCCUUUGCGCCGCCCUUACUGUAAAAUACGUUUUCGAUGUCCACCCAGAUGACAAGUUUGCCUGCAUGGCUGAUAUCGGUUGGAUUACUGGACAUACCUACAUUGUUUAUGGACCACUUGCAAAUGGAGUCAGCACCACCGUCUUUGAAUCAACUCCAGUUUACCCCACACCAUCCCGCUACUGGCAGACCGUCCAGAAGCACCAGCUUACCCAGUUCUAUUCUGCUCCUACUGCCAUUCGCCUCCUUCGCAGACUCGGCGCUCAGCACGUAGAGAACCAUGAUCUCAGCAGUUUGCGUGUCCUCGGCUCUGUCGGUGAGCCUAUUAACCCCGAAGCCUGGAACUGGUACAACGAACAUGUCGGCAAGAAGCAGUGCGCUAUCGUUGAUACGUUCUGGCAAACUGAGACUGGAUCGAUCGUCGUUACCCCAUUCCCCGGUGCGAUUGAGACUAAGCCUGGUUCUGCAACUGUUCCCUUCUUCGGUAUCGAACCUGCUAUUCUGGACCCUGUUAGUGGAAAGGAAUUAGAAGGAAACAACGUCGAGGGAGUUCUCGUCAUCAAGCAACCUUGGCCUUCAAUUGCCCGUUCUUUUUUCUACACGGGAGACGGAGCUGCACGCGAUGAACAUGGCUACAUUUGGAUCAAGGGCCGUAUUGAUGAUGUUAUCAAUGUCUCUGGACACCGUCUGUCAACUGCUGAGAUCGAAUCCGCCUUGAUCAUGCACAAGGGUGUCGCCGAGACUGCAGUCAUCGGUACUGCUGACGAGUUGACGGGACAGGCUGUAUUUGCCUUCGUCACACUUAAACCGGAAUUCACAUACGAUCACAAUGACGAGGCUUCGCUGGCUAAGGAGCUCGUGCUCCAAGUUAGGAAGGUGAUUGGCCCCUUCGCGGCACCUAAAAAGAUCUUCAUCGUCAGUGAUCUGCCCAAGACCCGCUCCGGAAAGAUCAUGCGUCGCAUCAUGCGUAAGAUCGUCGCUGGCGAAGGUGAUCAACUCGGUGAUCUUAGCACUGUUGCUGAGCCUGGUGUGGUUGAUGUCAUCAAGAAGAAGGUUGCGGAGAGUACGUAAACUCAAGCAUACAAGUGUUCGGAAACCGUUGUUGUACUAUCAAUGUACUUUUCGCUUUUAUGUCUUUCAUACCAUACGUGAUUAAUACUUUGUACAAGAUAGACGAGUAAAUGUUGCAACAUAGGAAUGGUUUUCGCAGCUUAUCUACCAGCUAUUGCCGAACGAGUUUGUCAACGUUUUGCUCAGUGGGCUCCAUCAUUAUCCUU